CCAGACGCACCAUCUGCUCACGAUCUUCGUGCUCGCCCUAAGAAGCGCAAGCAGCAGGUGGCCUCGAGCAGCCUCGUGGACGAUCGAUUGACACUUGGUCGCAAGAGAGCUGCGAUUCCGCACAAGCAGCAGCAGCAGCAGCAGCAGCAGCUCAGAACUGCACAUCAGCUGAGCACCACAAUUAAUAUUGUGCCAGAAGCGGUCGACGCAGAAUUGCCACGCGCAGGCAGAGAGAGAGAGAGAGAGAGAGGCGUGGCCAGAUUGCGAUAGAUAGAACUCGGUGGAGAAUACUGUACAGGAAUUAGGGUGUGUCCGUUCGGGGGAUUGCAAUUUCUUCGCACGCGGGCCGGCGGAGUUGGCAGGUUGCUUCCGUUGCCGCCGAUGGCUUUGGCAUCCGGUGCAGAAUUCGUUUCGUGAGAGAGGCAGGCGAAGUUGUUUCAGAGCUGCGAUCGGCAUCCAAUCAUCGCGAUGGUGGCGGUUGGAGAUGAACCAGUUACAUCAACCGCAUCAGGCUCAACAGAACUUUCAGCUUCAUCUGUUGUUUCGAAUGAUGGCACGAGCGGUAACCUUUCCAAUUCCUCAAACACCAGAAGUGGAUCUGCAAUGGCAACAGUAGACGUGGAGUCAACUUCUCUGCCCACGAUGAACGUUCCACAGGGAGCAACGAGCUCAGGAUUCACGAGUACCCCGGAGGAUUCAGAAGAGGAUGGGAUUCUGGAUCUCACGAGCUCGCAGUUGCACAAUUUGAAGGAGGUGGACUUGCCACCCACUUUGGUAGAGCUUGACUUGACUGCCAAUCGACUAACUGAACUCGAUGAAAGGAUAGGUCAAAUGUCCAUGCUGAAGAAGUUGAGCUUGAGGCAAAACUUGUUCGAGGACUCAGCGGUGGAAGCUUUGACCAGGUGGCCGCCAGUUUUCGGUCUGGAGGAGCUGGUACUAAGAGACAACAGGCUGACAAGAAUACCGGUGGUCGAUGCAUUCACGAACCUGAUUGUGCUCGACGUGUCUUACAACAAGAUCAGUUCGAUGAUGGGAUUAUCGAAGGCCAGUCCUUUAGUGAGGGAAGUGUAUCUGUCCAGCAACGCAAUACAGAAAAUCGAAGAGUUAGAUCACUUGCAAAAUCUACAGAUUUUGGAACUUGGUUCGAACAAAGUACGAAAAAUGGAUGGCAUUGAGAAGCUGACCCAGUUGAAAGAGCUUUGGCUAGGUAGGAACCGCUUGACCACUGUAAAUAUGUGCGGACUCACAAGUUUGACUAGAAUUAGCAUUCAGAGCAACCAUCUCACUUCUAUGCGCGGAUUCGAAGCCUGUGUCUUGUUGGAAGAAUUGUACUUGAGCCAUAACGCCAUCACAGAGAUGGAAGGACUUUCUACCUUGAACAAGCUGCGAAUCUUGGAUGUCUCAUCCAACAAGCUUGACGCUAUCAAGGACAUCAAGAAUUUGAGUAGACUGGAAGACUUAUGGCUAAACGACAACAAUAUUCCUUCUCUGGACGGUAUAGAAGCAGCCUUGGAAGGUGUGAAAAACUCACUGACAGUUAUUUACUUGGAACGCAAUCCUUGUGCCAGGAACAACCCCGACUACGUGCGAAAGCUGAGGAAAAUGCUUCCAAAACUGGUGCAGAUAGAUUCGCAGUUCUUUGAUUAGAUAUUGUGCAGUAGUCAGCCCUUGUUAGAUCUUAUCCCUGGAUCUGAGAGGUCUUAACCUCGUGUAUCAUUUGCUUUCCCCCUGUUUUCUUCAUGAAGGUUUGCUUAUCUUCUCUCUUUAGUUCGAGAUAACAAAUUUUGACCGUCUAACAGUAACACCGGACCAGAAGGGCGUGUUCUGAGGUCUAAUCGUACAGUUUUUUUCAGUACUUGUACACAACGGGAAUGAUGGAGCCCUCCAUUGCCACCUCUCGUAGCAAUUGAUAGAAUGAGUAAAGUAGAAUUUUUUUUCAGAGAAUUGUGUUCAAACCACGAGGCUGAAUUGAGAAUUCAGUUUUGUUGAGAAGAUGGAGUCUGUGUUUGGCGGCUGAAAUGUGUGAGAGAUCCAUCAAAAGUAAGUUUUGAGAGGGUAAUGGGGAGUUGGGCUUAAUAGCUACAGCUUGUUCUACACCACUGUCCCAAGAUGCCGAAUGUCGAACGAGUAUUCAGUACACUCUGUAUUCAGUUCUCUCUGAUAAGACAUGUACUUUCCUGGCCAGAUUUGAGCUUUCUUAGGUCCACCAAAAAAUCUCACACGCCCAUUGCCAUUUACUCUUUGCGUCAGUGUCCGAAAGAUACUUUCAGAAAUUUCUCUGUUUCAAGCUAGACUUCUGUU
Messenger RNA from Marchantia polymorpha subsp. ruderalis, 2301 nucleotides. NCBI's taxonomy places the organism in Eukaryota, Viridiplantae, Streptophyta, Marchantiopsida, Marchantiales, Marchantiaceae. The record is from the annotation of a GenBank genome assembly.